Molecule: messenger RNA, 3088 nt
Organism: Grammomys surdaster
Lineage: Eukaryota; Metazoa; Chordata; Mammalia; Rodentia; Muridae
Gene: Ccnf
Product: cyclin F
Exons: 17
Coding region: 45-2387 (780 amino acids)
Biological process (GO): regulation of cyclin-dependent protein serine/threonine kinase activity; mitotic cell cycle phase transition
Cellular component (GO): nucleus; cytoplasm; cyclin-dependent protein kinase holoenzyme complex
Molecular function (GO): cyclin-dependent protein serine/threonine kinase regulator activity; protein binding
Source: RefSeq, a predicted model, not a curated record
CGCGCUUGAGAGCGGUCUAAGGCGGCAGUGGUGAGAGCUCUGCGAUGGGGAGCGGCGGUGUGAUCCAUUGUAGGUGUGCCAAGUGUUUCUGUUAUCCUACAAAGCGAAGAAUCAAAAGAAGACCCAGAAACUUAACCAUCUUGAGUCUCCCAGAAGAUGUACUCCUUCAUAUCCUGAAAUGGCUCUCUGUUGGGGACAUCCUUGCUGUCCGAGCUGUCCACUCCCACCUCAAGUACCUGGUGGACAACCACGCCAGUGUAUGGGCAUCUGCCAGCUUCCAAGAGCUGUGGCCUUCUCCACAGAACCUGAAGCUCUUUGAAAGGGCUGCCGAAAAGGGAAAUUUUGAAGCUGCCGUGAAGUUGGGGAUUGCCUACCUCUACAAUGAAGGCUUGUCUGUGUCGGAUGAGGCCUGCGCAGAAGUGAACGGCCUGAAGGCCUCUCGCUUCUUCAGUAUGGCCGAGAGAUUGAACACAGGUUCUGAGCCCUUCAUCUGGCUCUUUAUCCGCCCACCGUGGUCAGUGUCAGGAAGCUGCUGCAAGGCCGUGGUCCAUGAUAGCCUCAGGGCAGAGUGUCAGUUACAAAGUAGUCAUAAAGCUUCUAUACUACACUGCUUGGGAAGGGUGCUCAAUCUUUUUGAGGAUGAAGAGAAAAGGAAGCAGGCUCGUAACCUGUUUGAAGAGUCUGCUCAUCAGGGAUGCUUGGCCAGCUCAUACCUCCUUUGGGAAAGUGACAGAAAGGUGGAUAUGUCUGACCCUGGACGAUGCCUCCACAGCUUCCGAAAACUCAGGGACUACGCUGCCAAAGGCUGCUGGGAAGCACAGCUAGCUUUGGCCAAAGCCUAUGCAGGUGGAAGCCAGCUUGGACUGGAAGGGAAGGCCUUCAGUGAGUCGGUCUGCCAGCUCUUCCAGGCCUCCCAGGCGGUCAACAAGCAGCAGAUAUUUUCCGUGCAGAAGGGGCUCAGUGACACCAUGAGAUACAUUCUAAUCGACUGGCUGGUGGAAGUUGCCACAAUGAAGGACUUUACAAGCCUGUGUCUUCACCUGACAGUGGAGUGUGUAGACCGGUACCUGCGGAGGAGACUGGUCCCCAGAUACAAGCUCCAGCUUCUGGGCAUUGCCUGCAUGGUCAUCUGUACCCGGUUCAUCAGCAAAGAGAUUCUGACCAUUAGAGAGGCUGUGUGGCUCACAGACAACACGUAUAAAUACGAGGACUUGGUUCGAGUGAUGGGGGAGAUCAUCUCUGCCCUGGAAGGGAAGAUUCGGAUCCCUACCGUGGUUGACUAUAAAGAGGUCCUGCUGACACUGGUCCCUGUCGCACCCAGAACCCAGCACUUGUGCAGCUUCCUCUGUGAGCUCACCCUGCUGCACACCAGCCUGUCCAUCUAUGCCCCAGCCCGCCUAGCCUCUGCAGCCCUGCUCCUGGCCAGACUGAUGCAUGGGCAGACACAGCCCUGGACCACUCAGCUGUGGGACCUCACGGGGUUCUCCUACAGUGACCUCACGCCCUGCGUCUUGAGCCUUCAUAAGAAGUGUUUCCAUGACGAUGCACCCAAAGACUACAGACAAGUCUCUCUGACAGCCGUGAAGCAGCGAUUUGAGGAUAAGUGCUAUGAGGAAAUCAGCCAGGAAGAGGUGCUGAGCUAUGCCGAAUUGUGCACGGCAUUAGGAGUGAAACAGGAGACCCCAGAGCCCCCAUCUUUCCCUAGUUCAGGGGAGAUCCACACCUUCCUCAGCUCACCCUCCGGAAGGAGAAGCAAGCGGAAACGAGAAAAUAGCCUUCAGGAGGACAGGGGCAGCUUUGUCACUACGCCCACCGCAGAGCUAUCGAACCAGGAGGAGACAUUGCUAGGCAGCCUUCUGGACUGGAGCCUGGACUGCUGCUCUGGCUAUGAGGGAGACCAGGAGAGUGAAGGCGAGAAGGAAGGUGAUGUCACAGCUCCCAGUGGACUCCUUGACGUUACUGUGGUCUACCUGAACCCAGAGGAGCAUUGCUGCCAGGAGUCCAGUGAUGAGGAGGCCUGGCCAGAGGACAAGACCCACCCAGCACCAGGCACCCAGGCACCUCCAGCUUCAGCUCCCAGGCCCCUUCUCUGCAUCAGGGGAGAUCCGGGCAAGGACAUCACAACCUCAGGAUACUCCUCUGUCAGCAGCUCGAGUCCCACAAACUCCCUAGAUGGUGGCAUGGGGAGCUCUUCCCGAUCUACCUCAGUGCUCUCUGUGGGCAGCCACUCAAGCACAAAGCCUUGCCACCAUCAGGCUAAGAAGUCAUGUUUACAGUGUCGUCCCCCAAAUCCCCCCGAGAGCGGUGUUCACCAGCAACCGGUAAAGCGCCAAAACCUAUCGGUGCACAGUGACGAGGAUACGAACCUGGGCUUCCUGAAGCUCUGAGUGUGUUAGCCUUCGCCACAGUGAAUGUUUACUGAGGGAGGGCUGCUGUUUCACUAGGACACUGCCGACCGUGCUGUAUAGAUCCCAGAAGGGCAACAGAUUCCUUAGGGGAGUUCAGUGCAAGCUGUCUGAACGUCAAGCUCGGUAAAAAGUUAGACAGCAGCCUCCCACCUGUCAUGGCACACCUGUGAAACCUAUCCCUCUCUACCCUUCUGUGUCCUGCUGUCUCUGGGAGCAUGAGCCUCUGUGUUGACAUUCACUACCUGAGGCUAGGAGCUGACAGCUUCUUUGGAAUACUAGUGGCCUGGAUGGCCUAACACAGUUCAAACCCCUGCUGGCAAGUCUUGUUUUAGAUCAAUGGGGAGCUCUCAACUGAACACAGCACUCGCCCCCACCCCCCGCACCCUUCAGCCUAGGGAGCCUGUGUCCCUGCAUAUCAGUGUUGACUAUAGCCUAAUGGUGUGUGAGGCCCUUGAAGCUGGGGUUGCAGGUGUCCCUGUCCCUCCCUCUGGCACUUUGAGCUCAUUUUCAAAAUCUAUCCUCCCAGAGUGGUUUGUCUGUCCCAUUGUAUCCAUGUGGCCAUGUUUCUGCACUGAAUUUCUAGGCUAUUCUUUGCCCAUCUUUAUUUCUACGUUUCUUCUAAUGGGGAAAAAAAUAAGAAAGCGUUUGAAAUAGAGGGUAUUAAAUAAAAAGCUAACAGA